ACGUGUGGGAGGAGUCAGAUAAGGGGCAGAGAGAGGGGCGGUGGCAGGCCCAGUCCCCUCUCUGUGCCUGUAGGGUAUGUUCCUCUGUUCCAUCUCAUAUAUAAGAGAAAGCAAAGCGUGACAUAGCUAAAGAGAAUUUGCAGAGCCUUCAGAUUUAGCUACCUCUAUUAUUAUUAUUAUUACUCAUUACUCAUUUCUCGUACCAAACACAACACAACACAUCACACUCUUCUCUCUUCUCUUCUUUCUUAUCCCAUUACAAUGCCCGGUAGUUUAGAACCGUUGGAUUUGGGUGUUCACAUACCCUACCACUUCAGAUGCCCAAUCUCGCUCGAACUCAUGCGAGACCCAGUAACCGUCUGCACCGGUCAAACCUACGACCGCGCCAGCAUCGAGGCAUGGGUCAGCACCGGCAACAGCACGUGUCCGGUCACACGCGCCACUCUCACAGACUUCACCCUAAUCCCGAACCACACCCUUCGCCGCCUUAUCCAAGAGUGGUGCGUCGCUAACCGCGCUUUUGGCGUCGAGCGAAUCCCCACUCCCAAACAGCCCGCAGACCCUGCCUUAGUUCGCUCUCUCCUCAACCAAGCUUCUUCCGGUUCUGCCCCUGCUCACCUCCGCCUUUCUUCCAUUCGCCGACUCAGACAACUCGCUCGCGACUCGGACAAGAAUCGUUCCCUCAUUGCCUCUCACAACGUUCGCCAGAUCCUUCUCCCUAUCGUUUUCAACAACGGUUCGGAUGAGUUGAAAAACGAAUCGCUCGCGCUACUCGUUAUGUUUCCGCUUGGUGAGUCGGAAUGUGCUUCGCUCGCAUCUGAUUCUGUGAAGAUUGGCUAUCUAUCGCGGAUGUUGACGCAUAACUCGUUCGACGUCCGAGUCAACUCGGCCGCGUUGAUCGAGAUCGUCGUCGCCGGGACGCACUCGCCGGAGCUACGCGCGGAGGUGAGCAGUGUCGACGAAAUCUACGACGGAGUGGUGGAUCUGCUCCGGAGCCCGAUCUCGCACCCGCGCGCGCUCAAGAUCGGGAUCAAGGCCUUGUUCGCGCUUUGUUUGGUGAAGAAUACGCGGCAGAAGGCGGUGGACGCCGGCACGCCGGCGGUUCUAGUCGACCGGCUCGCGGACUUCGAGAAGUGCGACGCGGAGAGGGCGCUGGCCACGGUGGAGCUGCUCUGCCGGAUUCCGGCGGGAUGCGAGGCGUUCGCCGGACACGCGCUGACGGUGCCGAUGCUGGUGAAGAUAAUUCUGAAAAUCUCCGACCGUGCGACGGAGUACGCCGCCGGAGCGCUGCUCUCGCUGUGUUCGGAAUCGGAGCGGUGCCAGCGCGAGGCGGUGGCGGCGGGCGUGCUGACUCAGCUUCUGCUUCUCGUGCAGAGCGAUUGCACGGAGAGAGCGAAGAGGAAGGCGCAGAUGCUGCUGAAGCUUCUUCGGGAUUCGUGGCCGCAAGAUUCCAUCGGAAAUAAUUCUGACGAUUUUGCAUGCAGCCAGGUCGUUGUGGUUCCCUUUUGACCGUUUUUUAAUUUUUCUCCUCCAGUAAUAAUUAUAGUGGAAAAAAAUGUUUAGAUUUCGAGAAAAAGAAAGCUUAAUUAGAGAGUCUUUUUUGUUUGUUUAGAUUGGUAAAUAAAUAGGUCUGUAAUGUAAUUCUGUAUUUAAUUAUUUUUCUUUCUUCUCUUUGUUUUUGUAUGUAACGAUUAUUGUGAAGAACGAAAGCAAGCAAAAAUGUUUCAUCAGGGAGUUGUAAUUUUUGUAAGAUGGAAAAGAAAAAUCAAAAUAGAGACCCUUAAUUGGAGGAUGAUAUCAUUGAUGCUUGACAAUGAGGCUGUUUCUGUUCAUUCGCGUGCAUGAUAUGUUUGUUUUCAGCAGUCCUACAGUACAGUUGAAGAAUGCUUUCUGCAGACAACAAUUCAAACACACAGCAAUAAGGGUCUUCGUGUUAUGGUGACCAAUGACGACUACUACUUCUGUGUACUGUGCACAUAUAUGUGCAUGCCAUAUUGCCACUUUGCCAUGCAUAUUGGCUUCUUUUUUGCAUUCAAACAUCACUUUCAAACACUAUGGGAAUUACAAUUAAAGUGAAUAACCAACCAACCAACCACACGUGUUCUUCUCUUCUCUUCAGUGCUUUGGUUCUCAAGUUUUCUCAUUGACAAAAAAAGUUCGGUGAUUCCAGAAUAGUGCAGUUCCUGUUUUAGAGUUCAGAGACAAAAAAGGGUGGAGUACUGCUGUUGUCAAGGACUAUGAGUGAUUAGAAGGCUCCAUUGUCCUUGAUGGUGACCAUUGUUCUGGAUAACAUACUUACUUGCAAUUUCUUUCUGUUUGAAUGUUUAUUUAUUAAAUGACCAACUAGCAAGAGGAAA
Molecule: messenger RNA, 2357 nt
Organism: Glycine soja
Lineage: Eukaryota; Viridiplantae; Streptophyta; Magnoliopsida; Fabales; Fabaceae
Product: U-box domain-containing protein 26-like
Exons: 2
Coding region: 262-1509 (415 amino acids)
Biological process (GO): protein ubiquitination
Molecular function (GO): ubiquitin protein ligase activity
Source: RefSeq, a predicted model, not a curated record